CCGUUCUGUUUCAUGUCCGUUGUUUAUUAAAUCUUCACUCCCUCUACCUGCUUCUCGUCUCCAGCGUCGAUCCUCACACAGAUAGUAACAGCAUCGAGGAAACACAGAAGCCAUUUUGUGCGUCAAUCAAUUUAGGUCGUCUCAGUUUGGGUGAAUACUGUCACUUUGGCUGUUACCUUUGUCUUUUGACCCAAACUCACUGACAGACGGGUCAGUUACCCGGCAGGACGAUGUGUCACUAUGCUCAAAGCGACGCAGAGACCUGGGACAUUCUCAUGGACAUAUGUCAAGAGAAACCAUCCUAUCCUGUCUGUCCUCCUCUGGGACAUUCUCAUGGACAUAUGUCAAGAGAAACUAUCCUAUCCUGUCUGUCCUCCUCUGGGAUAUUCUCAUGGACAUAUGUCAAGAGAAACCAUCCUAUCCUGUCUGUCCUCCUCUUGGACAUUCUCAUGGACAUAUGUCGAGAGAAACCAUCCUAUCCUGUCUGUCCUCCUCUGGGACAUUCUCAUGGACAUAUUUCAAGAAAAACCAUCCUAUCCUGUCUGUCCUCCUCUGGGAUAUCCUCAUGGACAAAUGUCAAGAGAAACCAUCCUAUCCUGUCUGUCCUCCUCUGGGAUAUUCUCAUGGACAUAUGUCAAGAGAAACCAUCCUAUCCUGUCUGUCCUCCUCUGGGACAUUCUCAUGGACAAAUGUCAAGAGAAACCAUCCUAUCCUGUCUGUCCUCCUCUGGGAUAUUCUCAUGGACAUAUGUCAAGAGAAACCAUCCUAUCCUGUCUGUCCUCCUCUGGUAUAUUCUCAUGGACAUAUGUCAAGAGAAACCAUCCUAUCCUGUCUGUCCUCCUCUGGGAUAUUCUCAUGGACAUAUGUCAAGAGAAACCAUCCUAUCCUCUCUGUCCUCCUCUGGGAUAUUCUCAUGGACAUAUGUCAAGAGAAACCAUCCUAUCCUGUCUGUCCUCCUCUGGGAUAUUCUCAUGGACAUAUGUCAAGAGAAACCAUCCUAUCCUGUCUGUCCUCCUCUGGGAUAUUCUCAUGGACAUAUGUCAAGAGAAACCAUCCUAUCCUGUCUGUCCUCCUCUGGGAUAUUCUCAUGGACAUAUGUCAAGAGAAACCAUCCUAUCCUGUCUGUCCUCCUCUGUGACAUGCUCGUGGACACUAUGUCAAGAGAAACCAUCCGUAGCUUUUUUCCCCUCGUGGUUCACUUGGUUUCUUCCUUUUGUUCGUCUCAAUCAAUGUGGAAAAACAACGUGGAGGUAAAUUGUGAGGCGAGAAAGGGGGAUGUGAAACAAGCGCUUGAGAAAGCCAGAGUUUUCUCCUUCCAUCAGUUCUUUAGUUUCCUAAUGGCUCUCCCAAGUCCUAAGUGUGCGUUGUGCCAAAAGUUAUUUGGUAAGAUUUUGUCCAUGUGUUGACUA
Oncorhynchus mykiss (rainbow trout) is the source of this 1409-nucleotide messenger RNA. The record is from RefSeq and is a predicted model, not a curated record. NCBI's taxonomy places the organism in Eukaryota, Metazoa, Chordata, Actinopteri, Salmoniformes, Salmonidae.